Messenger RNA from Trichobilharzia szidati, 7117 nucleotides. Lineage: Eukaryota; Metazoa; Platyhelminthes; Trematoda; Strigeidida; Schistosomatidae. The record is from the annotation of a GenBank genome assembly.
CGCCGAACACGUGAAGCGCGCAAAUUGGAUGAGAAACUUCGCGGGUUUCGUUGUAUUUUCGGAUGUUUCGUGGACUUAACUUCUUGUUAUGGCCUAGAUUUUCCGAGAAACCUAGCGAAGCAGUGCCAAACUAGCAAGACGCCCGCUGUCCGGGACGCACGAAGAUGGACCGUUCAUCAGUGCUGUCGAUCUCAUCGAAUAACCCUAUGUCGCCUAGUUGUUUGAAAAUUGUUAAGGCUUCUCCUGAAGAUCGAGAUGUUCGAGUUAUUUCGUCGAGGAUGGGUAUGUCGGUCGCUGAAUUUAUGGACGUCCUUGGUUGUACUUCAAGUGCAGCCGAACGAAGCAACUGUGAUUCAGGUGGAUUCGUGUGGCCUAAACACACUGAGCUAGAGGUGAGAGACCCGUGGUCUGGAGUUUACCAGUACGAACCAUCCGACGUCAGCUGGUGUAUUCGUUUCAAAGCUCUAGGAUGUUAUAAUUAUGUUCCUCCACCUUUCACAGAUCGUUCAUACAAAGUACCGACAACGCCUCAGCUGGUCCCUGACAACAAAGAGGUCAUAAAAAAUGAUCAAGCUUCACCUAACAGUGCAGGGUUCCAAACGCUACUGAAAAUGCGCCCACCAGCAGAGAAGUCUGAAGUCUUACCUCCCGAAACUAUCACUCCAGCUGAACGUCACAAGCUGUGGGAGGAUCUACUUCUUUCUGACAGUGAUGAAGACAAUAACGAGAAAUCAAGAUCACCAACUGCUGUUAAGACUACUAUCUUUGAAACCCCAGCUGUGAAUGAAGAAUUGUUGGAAAAAGCAAACAGUAUGUGCGCUGCAACGAAACUUGAGCUUCUCAAUCAUGCUUUACGACCUCCACCUCCUUUUGUUAGUCCAUUAUCUAUCAUAAAUGAUGAAGGUUCAGGGACUGAAUCUCUUGCUCCAAGUCCUCACAACGACCAGGUGUUAUGUUCACAAAUAAAUCAACAAGAACGGUUUAAUGACUCUCGGAACGUUCCAGAAGUACAUAACGAACCAUCAGUGAACAAAUCGUCAUUGGCGGCAUCUGUAUCGUCUCCUCGUGAAUCUGAAAUCUUCAAUGCAGAAAAUAUAUCAUGUAAACGUCUUUCAGCAACGGUUGUAACCUCCGACAAGUUGCCCACCUCAGCUCAAACCACAGUUGUCAGUGAUAUAACCAACAUUCCGAGCAAAUUACCGACAACUGCAAGCACUAUACCCCCUAAGACGAUAUCACCAGCAAUGCCUAAACCAGUCAUAGUGUCAAGUGAUAAAUCCACCAAAAGUGAAGUUGUACAUAAACCUUCUAAUGAUAUGAUCACGUCUACAGGAAAGGAGCUUUACAGUCAACAUUGUAAAACUCCUGAAGCUAGAAAAAGCUUUAUUCAACGUUUACUUUUAGAAUCCAAAGAGUUUUUGUCACAGAAAGAUUCUCUAUUUGUAGAGCUUAGUCCAAUUCACAAUAAGCAUCAACAGAAUGUUGUCAGUUCGCCGAAAAUAUUACCGCAUUCAGAGUCAGGGAGAACAGCAUUUAUUGAACAGAAAUCGGCGGAAAAGGCAUUCGAUGCAACUGAUACCAGUAAAACUCCUUUGAAUCAUAUGAACGUAACAAGCAAUUCUUACAAAUCAUCACUUCAAGAAGGUGUUCAGCAGUUAGAUUCUGUUGUCGGGCAAUGCAAAAUUACCAGUCAACAGUUAUCAUCUCAUCAUCAUGAUAAACGAAAAGAUAGUGUAGAAGUGAAUGACAUUACUAAUCCUAAGCUUUCUAAACUAAAUUCUUCUUCGUCUGUUUCUCAGGGAACACCGAAACCAUCACCUGUAAAGAGUGAUAGUCGUCCUUCAAGCCUUUCCAAGCUCACUAACGAUGAGCUUUUACGUGCUGUCAACUUAAAUCUUGGAUUGCAUAAGCCUGACAUUGAAUCAGAGAAACUGGAUAAACUGGAAGUUGACGAAAUCAAUGAGUCCAAGGCAAGUGUUAGUGGUAUACAGACUCCGGUUACAAAUCCGGAUAGUUGUCAUAGCAAUGCAAGCAGUGUGAAUAACAUGCCGCCACCGACUCAUGAUUCUACUGGUAAAAAGCUGAAAAAGCGGUCCAAAUUUAGCACAGAAUUAACUUCAGACACAAUUUGUCAAUCACCUGCCAUCUCUGAACCAUCACAAGAAAAUGUCGAUGAUAAAGAAGAAGAAGGAGAUUCUACUUUUGUAGCUGAAAGCAAUCAAGACACUGCAGGCAUUUAUCCUCUUCGUGACAUUCCAUCCGAUUGUUGGGUAUUCUCCGACUUAACUGUAACCAAAGUUCGAAAUGCAAUACAACAAUCUUUUCCUCAUCAUGUAUUGAAUUCAUCAGGUACAACAAAGGAUAGUGAUGAUGCUCCAACUGACCUGACAUCAUCAGAGGAUUUAAUUAAGAAAAUGAGAGAUAUUCUACGCAGCGCCAUUGAAAGUGACAGUCCAAUCAAUUCAAAGGCUAUUUCAAAUAGACGUAAUCGGCCAAGAUCCCUUACAGGGAUACUGUUAGUUCCACCUUCUGGUUCACCUAGCCCAUCAUCACCUGAAACAAAACUAUCAUCGCAUCAGUCCAUCGAUAUACCUCAAAAAAGUUACUGUGAAAUUUUCACUAUGACAUCACCCUACUGUCAUCCGACUAUUCCAUCAGCUGAUGCAGAUAUCCAAUGUGAUAUAUGGCCCAGUAACAGUAGUAGUAAUAGUAACAAUCUGUCUACUCGAUUCGCUUCACAGUGUUCCUCUGGUAUUGUUAGCACGCCUACACAAAAACCUUUAGGCACUGUACCACCGAUUCUACGUGAUCCUACCUCAGAUCUGACAACAUUAUCAUCGAGCACAACUCAAAGCUUGCCUCAUUCAACGCCUAGUAUAAAUCUUGUCGACAGUUUAUGCUUUAUUGAAGAACAAUUCGGUAGAAUUAUGAAACAGGAGGAUGAAAAAUUGCAAAACAGUAAUGCUUCAACUGAAAUAUUCAAAGCAGAAGAAUGCAAAUUCGAAGCAUCUAGAUGUUGGAAGUCAUUAGUCAGUGCUAUAUCUUCUACCUCUCGUGGUAAUAAUUCCAGCGAAUCAUCGAAUCGUUCUCAGAUGCUACUCACCUUACAAGCACUUCAUGAAUAUCCUGUACAAAUGACUAAAUCUGUAAGGCAUUAUCUAGCCGCUGCGCAUAUUUUUGAAUCAAAAAAUGAAACGAACAGAGCUAUUGGUAUGCUUACUGAAGCAACUGAGCAAAUUCAGCAUUGUGUACGUCGAAUGCAUCGUGUUGAAGCCAAGCUGACAAAACGUCGAAAUCAUCGUAAUGAAUCAGGAAAUUCACCUGAUAAUAAUAAUAAUAAUAAUAAUAUGAAUGAAUUAGCAUUAAAAGUUAAACGGGAUGCUAGUUGGAUGUACUUAUGGUAUUAUGUUUUAAUGAGAAUUAAAGCUGUUGUCGGAUUUCAUAUAUAUCGUUUAAGAUUACAAUCUAUUGAAUCAUUACAUGAAGAGAUUGAUGCAAGCAUUUCAGCUGUACAACAUACCAUUCCUAGUUUAAAGGAAAUUAUUAACAUUCCUAAAAGUUUGGACAGUCCAUCAUCAUCAUCAUUAUCGAAACCAGCGUCGAGUAAAUCUCAAGUUCCAUCUAAUCCAUCUUCUGAAAGUGAUUCAAAGAAAGUCCUGGAAUCCCUGGUUGGUCAAUUUGUUCGUCUUAAUCAGUUAACAGCCUGUGUGCGUAGUGCAAUGGUUGAAUGGCAACAAGCCAAUGAAUUAGCCACAAAAGUUCCACACUUAAAAUCUUCGGCAUUAAUUAUUCCAUCUACUGGACGCAAACCCGAUGGUAGUUCAGCAGAUAACCCAUCAUCAUCAUCCUCAUCGUCUUCAGGGCAUCAUCUAAGGCUAACUCACUCUAUUGAUAUUGACAUUGCAAAUGCUUCAGAUGGAGCGCAUAUAAAUACUUCACAAAUUCCACUCCUAAUUUUAUUACGUUACAUGGAUGGCAUAUUCCAUGUUCAUUCACAAAUAAUUGAUCAGUUAAAAUGUCCUAAUGAACGACAAGAGACAGGUCAAUCAAAUAUUAUUUCUACAAAAUACAAUUCAUCAAAUGAAUUACGUAAUUCCAGUAUAGUUUCACAGGAACAGAAAAUCAUUACUUCUUUGUCUACAAUGGCAAACAAUCCUAUUACUUCUUCUUCGUCUUCUUCUCUUGGUGGUACUACACAAAGUUUGUCGACAGUGACUACUACUAAACUGUCAAAUAAAGAAGAAUCAACUCACUCGAAAGUAAUCACCAGUAGUACCCCGUCAACUGUUUUCAAUACAGGAUCGAAUAUGAUUUUCCAGACUGAAGCAACUCCUCCUCUUCCUACUACUACAACUACUAAUGUUGUUAAAGAACAAUCAUCAAAGAAAAAGUCGCAUAGAAAACAUUCUGAUAUCACCGCCCUACCAAAUACCAUGACUUCAUCCGCAACAAAGUUAUCUCCAUACCAGAAUUCUAAUCCCCUAGAUGACAAUUGUUCUGAUACCUCUGCACCGUCAUCUAAGCAUGAAAAGCCCAGUGUGCCUAAGCAUAAAUCGAAAAGACGACGUUUAGUCCAGUUGGAUACUUCUGUAAAUACUUCUUCUUCAGAUAACAGUGAUGAUACAGAUAUGGAGAAUUGUGAGACGGCGGCAGCCGUGGCAGCAGCACCACCACCCAGUGUUGUCAAUAAUAAAUAUAAACAAUCCCCUGUGAAAAAACGGCAUAAAUCUAGACUACUAGAAACUGAUACAGAACAAGAAUUCGUUAACCAUCGAAAAAAGAUUGAUCGUAUCGACAAUUCUAGUUCUCAGGAGAAUAGACAUUCCCUAUCGAUAAAAAAGUCAUCGAAACGAUCUCAUCAUAUGCCUGCAGGACAACAACAGCAACAACAACAGCAUUCAAAUCUUCAAGGAAGAGAUGGAAAUUCCCAUUCAGAGAAUAGAAUUAUCGCUUCAGAUGAUGACCAGUCGCCGAAUGCUUCGCCGCCUCCAUCGAGAAAAUUUUGUCGUAGUAAAAGUUUAGCACCGAUUACAUCAAGAUCAUCAUCACCUAAGUGUCAUGUUAAUUCGGUAACAAGUGUACAGAGCUCACAGUAUCCUGUUGUGCCAAGUGAAGAUAACACUUAUGAACCGAAAAGAAUUAAAUCUACAAGUACAAAAGUUCAUCAUCAUAUCAUCGACGUAUUCCGAAUUCUGAGUCAUCUGAUGAUUCAAGAUCAUCAUCCUCGCCAACACCAACUUAUCGACCAUCAAUCCCUUUGAAUUCACCAGAUAAUGAUAAUGAUAUUUCUAGACGUCGACGAUCAAGAUCAGUACAUUUGUCAUCAUCAUCAUCAUCUAAGCAUAAAGAUGCCUCGCCUAUGAAAACGCCUAAAACUCCUCAUGACGAAUUGUCACACGAUUCCAUUGGUUAUAGUCCAACGAAAGGGAGUUUUCUUAAUGGAAUAUCUUCAGAUACAAAUAAUUUACCUGUAUAUUAUGUUUCACAAAUUCCUUCAAGUCCACAACAACAACCACCACCAUCUAAAUCUCAACAUUCGAACAGAUCUGUUACCAAUACUAAUAUUAGUAAUAGUCAUAAUAAUAAUAAUAACAGCCAUAAUGAUUUAUAUCGAUCGAAAAGUUCUCAUCGGUCUGAAGUGCCAUCAUUUUAUGCCCGUUGGAUUAAAGAGCCGUCAAAUAGCAAUGCAGCAGAUCAUCAUCGCUUUUCUAGUUCAUCAAUUAAUAGUAGUAAUGGGAAUAGCAGUAAUAACGUUAGAAGACAUCGUUCCCAAUGGUAACUGGUCGGUGCGUCUGUAUGUAUGCAUGUUAAAAGCAAUUAUUAUUAUUGUGCUUUUCUUCUAAUUUUAACCUAAAAGAAGAAGGGGUGGGGUAUACAUCACCAUUUUUACCUUUUAUUUUUCAUUGUAUUAAAUAAACUUUAAGAUUAUUUCUGUCUUUCAAAAAUGCAAAGAAAACAUUACAUUUGUCGAAUAUAUAAUAUAUUUAUAUAUAUAUUUGUGAAUUGUACUCAGUGAUAAAUGUGUAUUUUUGCAAUGUAUCUUCAGUGUUCCUCUCCUCUCCCUUUUUUACGGAUGUUAUUUUUUUUGAUAAUUUGAAUAACCCAGGGGAUGCGAUGCGUGGGUGGGUGUUUGAUAGAGGUAUUGUGUGCGUGUGUGUGCCUCUGCUACACUCUCCUCUGAUGUGUGUACUCAUGUCAACUACUCCUACCAUUAAUUCUUUCUCUAUGGUGUGUACCUUUUUAUUUCCCAACCCGAUUCAAAGCAAUCCGCUCCCUCUCUCCCAUGCACACACAGCAGUUGUACCUCAUAGAUCAACGGCCGCGGACGCUGGGGGUGUGUGCGUGUGGUGGCGAGAGUGUAUUAUUAAUUUUGUGUAUCACACACAUACACACUUAUUUCCGCAUUUGAUGAUUUGGAAUAUGGUAAUCUAUGUAUUAUUAUUAUUAUUAUUAUCUAUUAUUAUUGUUACUCUUAAUUUUAUUUGGUACUUAUGCACUUUCCCACGCCACCCCACCCCCGCACAAAUGGAGAUGUGUUGGGGUGGGUGGGUGGCGGGGGUUGUGGAGAAUCGACGAUAUUAUUGUAUUGCCUUAACUCUCUACUUUCUUAUCUUCUAUCUCAAUGGCUCACUGCCUCACUAAGUUGCCUUAUUACUUUCUUCUGGUGUCUGAGAUUUUUUAAAAACCCUGUAUAAAUACUUAUUCCUUUCUGUACACAGUUAUUUCCUAUCUCUUUUGGUGUGCGUGUGCGUGUGUUUUUUAAAAGCCUUAUUAAUAUGCCAUGAAUGUCAUAUGCAUUAAUUAUUUGAGUAACUAACUAAUUGACUAACUAACUCAGUGAUAAAAUCAGGGGAUUAUUGGUUGCCAUUUUUUUUGUUUUCCUUUUUUGUCACUUUACUUCUUCCUCUCUCUUAUACUUCUUGUCUUUGUCCUUUUCUAGCAAAUAUAUAUGUUGUACAUGCAUUAAUCUAUUAUCCUUCAUUUUCUUUUCUGUAACGAUAAUGAUAAUGACAAUGAUUGACUUCUCUUUCUCUCUCUCCCUUACAAUCUUCUUCUCUUCAUAUAUAUCUAUAAAUCAAGAUUCAACAGAGUAGUACUAUAUAUAUAUACAUACAUA